GCAGAAACCGCAAUCUCUCACACCUUCACAGCGUAGAAGAGUACGCGAUCUGUUCCAAAAACAGAAGCUCGCAGCUCUACGCACCACUUGGAGACUCGCAGUACAUCAGCUGACGCCACGCGACCUGCAGUACUUUCAGUUUCGCACGCUAGAGGAACUACCGCUUGUUGUUCACCGGUACUGGUACGGAUUGUUGAUGCCGUACACGCCGAUGACACGCCCACCGACGACCAAGUCUGGCAAGUCGCCACUGAACGUGAGCCAAACUCGCGUGGCCAAAACUUGUGGAGAAGCAACGGUCACUGGAGCUGACGGCGGUUCUGGGUGGGAAUGCAACGUAAGAGGAGGUCAGAGCACUGCACAAACGCAUCGUGGUCGAGCACUCUACACCAUCAACCCUCCGGGAAUCGAUCCCAAAACUUCACCGCAAGCAACGCAGCAUCCACACUCACCGGACCACUUCGUCACGGCAGGUUUUUGCAGUACGAGCACCUCCCAAAAAAAAAGCUCAACGGUGAGACAUCUACACAGAGAACUGCGAGAACUUGGAGAGGAAUCAAAAUCAACAAAUAUGGAUAAACAGACACCAAAAAUAAAAACCGAGUCUCUUUUUAUGAGCCUAGUAGGGCUCAAACCCCGCGUGCCAAGUCGCGGCAGUUAUUCAGCGAAGUUACGGUCGCGAUGA
Molecule: messenger RNA, 685 nt
Organism: Culex pipiens pallens (northern house mosquito)
Lineage: Eukaryota; Metazoa; Arthropoda; Insecta; Diptera; Culicidae
Exons: 2
Coding region: 197-685 (162 amino acids)
Source: RefSeq, a predicted model, not a curated record